AUGGCGUGGCUAUCCAUGUUGUCCACCGCUGGCGUCUUGUUGUGCACGUGUUUCGGAUAUGUUGUUCAUAUUGUCUACAACCAUCGGCGCAAGAUCAAUGAGCUUAGAAAACAGGGCGUGCCGAUGCCGAAAGAGUGGAGUUGGAUCACAGGCCACCUACUCGUGCUCCAGAAAUACGUGGACCAAAUCCCUCCCGACGCAGCGGUUGCGUUCGCCAUGCGAGAUCUUUGUAAGGAGCACGCCGACACUGAGCUCUUCCUGAUGGACUUCUGGCCAGUGUAUCCUCCUUUGUUCACAGUCUUCGGCCCUGGACCCAUCAGCCAAAUAUGCAACAAGUACAAUCUUCCGAAGACUGCUGUUUCCUCCCGGUUUAUGCAGCCGAUAACCGGUGGCCCAAAUCUAAUCUCCAUGAAUGGAGACGAAUGGAAAUACUGGAGAUCCUUGUUCAACCCUGGCUUUAGUACUGGAGCCAUGCUUAACAACGUUCCUCACAUCGUUGACUCGGUCCUGGUGUUUCGCGAGAAGUUAAUUCAGAUGGUCGAAAAAGGGAUGUUUUCUUUGGACGAGUUAACGACCAGACUCACCAUGGAGAUCAUCCUGAAAGUCACGUUAUAUAAUGGGCAUGUGAUGAAUAAGUACAUUCGCCAAGAGCUGGAGAGGCGGUUUCAGGAGACCAAGACAGCACAUGCAGUGGGUGCAGAUGGAACACAAAGAAAACCCAAAUCUAUCAAGUCUGUCACCACGCUUGCCCUCGAAGCAUACAUGGCUGAGACUCCAGAGGUGGAUAUUCUCCACAACGACAAACUGGACGAGAGAUUUGCACACUACGCAACGUGCCAAAUUCGACUUUUUCUUUUUGCAGGCACGGAUACAACAUCCACGAUCAUAGUCUACAUCUACCACAUGCUUGCCAAGCAUCCCGAAUGGCUCAGGAAAUUGAGAAAUGAGCACAAUGAGGUGUUUGGAAAAGACCCCGACGUUGCAGCUAGCGCUCUGAAAGAGAACCCCAGCCUUUUGAACAACUGCAAGCUCACCGUGGCAUUCAUAAAGGAGGUACUACGUAUAUACGGGCCGGCUGGGACUUUGCGCUCCGGACUCCCGGGAUUCACUGUCACCGACCAUCAAGGAAACGAGCAGCCCAUGGAGUACGCUGGCGCGAAUGUGCUUCACCAAGCACUACACACUAAUUCCCGGGUAUGGCCGAGAGCAAACGAAUUUCUGCCAGAGCGAUUUCUCGUUGGGUCUGAAGAUGAGUUGCAUGCGGAUCCAGCAGCCUACCGACCUUUCGAACAAGGUCCUAGAAACUGCAUUGGGCAAACUUUGGUAUGGAACGAACUUCGUGUGGUUGUCAUUCUUACCUGCAGGGAUCUUGAGAUACGAGAUGCCUAUGAUGAUUUCGAUGCGAAAAUGGAGAGCGAGAUGGGCGUGGUCGAGAAGAUGAAGAGGACACUAUUCGGGCAACCCAUCAAGACGGUACAUGGGGAGCGGGCAUAUCAGACGGACUCAGGGGGAUUGCACCCUGCCAAUGGAUAUCCCUGUUAUGUCAAGUGGGCAUAG
Molecule: messenger RNA, 1557 nt
Organism: Diaporthe amygdali
Lineage: Eukaryota; Fungi; Ascomycota; Sordariomycetes; Diaporthales; Diaporthaceae
Exons: 3
Coding region: 1-1557 (518 amino acids)
Molecular function (GO): heme binding; monooxygenase activity; oxidoreductase activity, acting on paired donors, with incorporation or reduction of molecular oxygen
Source: RefSeq, a predicted model, not a curated record